AUGGCACCCCUCAAGCUGAACAACAAGCACCUGUCGCAAAUCGCGGCUGCGGGUGAGACGCAGGUCAAGGUUCCGACCUACCCACGCGGUGGCGCUGUCAAGGAGGGAAUCGUCCACGUCGGCGUCGGCGGCUUCCACAGAGCUCAUCUGGCCGUUUAUGUUGACCAAUUGAUGCAGAAACAUGGUGUGACCGACUAUGCGAUCUGCGGUGUUGGCCUGACGCCUUUUGACGCCGCCAUGCGCGAUGCUCUGGGAUCCCAGGACCACCUCUACACUGUCAUUGAGCGCUCGGCCAAGGGCAGCUUCGCCCACGUCGUUGGCAGCAUCAACUCCUACCUCUUUGCCCCCGAUAACCGCGAGGCCGUCGUCGCCAAGAUGGCCCAUCCGGAUACCCACAUUGUGUCGCUCACCAUCACCGAGAGCGGCUACUACUACAACGAGAACACCCACGAGCUGCAAAGCGAGAACCCCGAUAUUCAGUACGACCUCGACCCGGCCAACGAAAAGGCACCCCGCACCACUUUCGGAUUCCUCUAUGCUGCUCUCGCACGCCGCCGCCAGCAAGGACUCAAACCCUUCACCGUUAUGUCGUGCGACAACAUGCUGAAGAACGGCUCCAUCACACGCCACAUGCUCGAGUCCUUCGCACGCUUGCGGGACCCCGACAUGGCGAAGUGGAUUUCCGAGGAAGGUGCCUUCCCGAACGCCAUGGUCGACCGCAUUACACCACAGACCGCCCCGGCCGACAAAACGGCACUCGCAGACAACUUUGGCAUCGAAGACUCAUGGCCUGUCGUCACAGAGCCCUUCAUGCAGUGGGUCAUCGAAGACAAGUUUGCCGACGGCCGCCCUCCAUUUGAGAAGGCCGGUGCCCAGGUUGUCAAGGAUGUGCACGACGUUGAGCAGUUCGAGAAGCACAAGCUGCGCCUGCUCAACGGCAGCCACUCAGCCAUUGGAUACCCCGGCCAACUGGCAGGCUUCAAGUACGUACACGAGGUGAUGGAGAACCCCCUCUUCCGCAAAUUCGUCUGGCAGUAUAUGCAAGAGGAGGUCAAGCCCCUGCUGCCUGAGAUUCCGGGUGUCAACAUUGACGAGUACUGCACCACACUCAUGGAGCGCUUCUCCAACCCAACAAUCAUGGACCAGUUGCCCCGCGUCGCCCUCAAUGCCUCUGGCAAGAUCCCCCAGUUCAUCAUGCCCUCAAUCGCCGAGCACAUCUGGGAUAAUGGGCCAUUCCGUCGUCUGUGCUUCAUCGCCGCUGCUUGGUUCCACUAUAUCAACGGCGUAGAUGACAACGGCAAUACUUUCAAGAUCGACGACCCCAUGCGUGAAGAGCUUCAGGCGAAGGCCCGCGCCGGAGGCACCAAUCCAAGUGAGCUGCUCAGCAUCAAGACUCUGUUUGGUGACGACUUGCGCACCGACAAGAGGUUCCUCCAGGAGAUGACCACGGCAAUGGAGGACAUUGCCCGAGACGGCAUUAUGAAGACGAUCCCCAAGUACAUUGAUUGA
Messenger RNA from Penicillium canariense, 1509 nucleotides. RefSeq names its product mannitol dehydrogenase family protein. Bases 1 to 1509 code for a protein of 502 amino acids. The transcript has a single exon. NCBI's taxonomy places the organism in Eukaryota, Fungi, Ascomycota, Eurotiomycetes, Eurotiales, Aspergillaceae. The record is from RefSeq and is a predicted model, not a curated record. Gene Ontology annotation, molecular function: mannitol dehydrogenase activity.